Messenger RNA from Galdieria sulphuraria, 2348 nucleotides. RefSeq names its product 3'-tRNA processing endoribonuclease. The transcript is spliced from 4 exons. The coding region runs from base 12 to 2264 and encodes 750 amino acids. Gene Ontology annotation, cellular component: nucleus. The record is from RefSeq and is a predicted model, not a curated record. Lineage: Eukaryota; Rhodophyta; Bangiophyceae; Galdieriales; Galdieriaceae. Gene Ontology annotation, molecular function: 3'-tRNA processing endoribonuclease activity.
AUCUCAUUUUCAUGUUAGAAAAAACUUUUUGUAUUACCCUACUGUAUUGUAAGGUUGGCACCGUUAGACUUUUUUCGCUCAGAACGCAUUUUGGCCUUUUGGCAUGUUCGACAGAAGAGGAAUACACCAUUUUAGAGGGUCCAGCUUUUCAAAAACCACCUUCCAAGUUUGUAUAUAGAGAUUUUCCAGAUAUUCGGAAGCUUCAGUCGUGGCAGCCGAACGAUGAAGUGGACACUUUUUGGAAGGAAUUCCGAGAUGAACAGUUAGAAUUUCGUGGUAAGUCAAGUGAGUCAGACGAAAAACCCCGCUUUAUUGAGCCAGCAAGCCUCUUAAGAGAUUAUGAAGACAGCGAAGCCUCUGCAGUAUUUGACUGGGUUAAUGGGGAGUGGAAGGCAACUGGUUGUCUUCGAUACUCGGAGCCACCUAGUUUCGAAGCAUAUUUAGAAGACGCUAGAAACCUAAAGAAUGUGUUAGAAGAGAAGAUUUCCCAAGGAAGUUCGGAAGAAGAUACUCUUGAAAAGUUGGAAGCUCUUCGUGGUUUUGUUUCCUUUGCAACAAGAGAAGAAAGACUGUGUUUUCCUCCUGGUUACUGGAGACUGAUUUUUCUUGGUACAUCCUCAGCACUUCCGACACUUCAACGAAAUGUAUCGUCUGUGGCACUUAGAAUUCGCUGUCCUUUUAACGUAGGAAAAGGAAACGAGUCCGACGUGAAAAAUUCUCAUGAAACACCUUGUAUACCGGAAGCUUUGUUUUUGGUUGAUUGUGGCGAAAUGACGUUGACAAGACUUAUUGAGGCGAAAUGGCACUCGAUAUAUGGGUUUAGAAACUUGAAAGGAAUAUUCAUCACGCAUCUACACGGUGAUCAUGUGUGGGGUCUCCCUGUUUUAAUGGAAAAGAUCGGUUUUUAUACGCAACAUCAGCAACGAUAUAUGCGUCGCAUAAAGAGAAGUGCAACUUUGCAUAUUUUUGGUCCCCAAGGACUUCGCCUGUUUCUACGCACUGCUCUUCAAAAUACUUUUCUAGGUUUUUGGUUUUGUGUUCAUGAGUUAAUUCCAAGCGAUAAAGAUUUUGAUCAUGUGGAGCCGUGGUAUGUUCCUGAAUGUUUAUUAGAAGAGAACCAAACAUCAGCAACUUAUUUACCUUUCUUGGAUAAGUUGCCUGGAAAGCAUUGUGAAGAAAUAGUAGGGGAAGAUGUCAAAAUGGAUACAGAAGAGAAAUGUUGGAAACUCUAUGUCGAUGAAUUAUUUCAAGUACAGGUUUUAGCACGUCCUAUAAAGCAUCGAGUACCUUGCUGGGGUUAUUUCUUUAAGGAAUUGACACAGUACUCAUCCGAUUGCCAUAAAACUGCGAGGAAACACUUUACUGUGUCAUAUGGUAUCAAUGACUGGGAUAUAUCUUCUAUAGAAGACAAAAUAGAUACGAAAUAUGCUUAUUGUCUUGGAGUUCGUGGAAAACAGUUUAACAUGUUGAGAAACUGCAAAGCCGUUAAGGUUAAAAGUCGUCGAGAUCCGAUAGAAUUCUCAGAGGUUGAAGCUUCCAUGGAAAACUUUGCAAAUAGAGCAGUCUUUAAUGAAUUUCCAGUUUUUCGACCCAAAUCUGUUGCAGGGAUGUGUGGAAAUCGCAUUCCUCGGAGUAUUUUGAUUCUUGGUGACACUAGUGAUCCCUCGAAUUUUCUUAAUCUUGCCAAAGAAUGUGAUGUGCUUGUUCAUGAAGCUACUUUCUCAGAAGCUCUGAAGGAUAAGGCUGUUGAGUCUUUUCAUUCUACAGCAAAAAUGGCAGGGCAAUUUGCAACAUCUCUUGAAGCGAGAACACUGGUGUUAACUCACUUCAGCAGUCGAUAUGAAACCAACUUCUACAGGUCUGAUGGUAUAGGAAUGAAUGAAGACCUAUUGAAAUCUGGUCCAAAUUUUCGAGAUGAUAAUGAUGACGAUACAAAUUCGGUUGUAGCUUUAUCCGCUGAGGCUAGUAGCGCUUAUUCCAAAGGUCGUAUCUAUUUGGCACGAGAUUAUUCAACCUAUGAUCUUGCUCCACAUUCGAACAAACGCAAGAGUGAUCUGCGCUGUUGUUUGACCAGAAAUAUGGAUAAGAAACAUUCGAAAUGCAAGAGUUACAAGAAUCCUGUCGAGCUCUGGUUACAAAAACCAAUGUCUCGUGCACAGUGGAAAAGAUUGAAGCGAAACGUUCUGCACUUUUCCAAAGAGUCGUUUGAGUUGUUAUUCAAUGCCCAACAAGAGAGUGCGACAUCACCAGUCAAUACUGAAUAAUCAUCGUAUCUUAGAGUAAUCGUAAACUAAGUAACUUUAAUGAUAAUUUCAGCCAUAUUUCUUCUUAGCUGUUUCGGUCCAUGU